AUGAUGGAGAUUGCUCAGUACCACGCGGCGAGAGUGAGAGAGCGGUCGAGGACGGAGAGGUUUAGACGGAAGACCCUCGUGGCUAAGGCUGCCGACACCCCUUUAACAGCGGGUAUACUGCCGUGCUCAACAAUGAAACUGACGGUGCCUUUGGAGCCCAAGUUGCACACGGCAGCGAGAGCUCUUGGAACCGGUUACGCUCCGAGGUCGGAGACCCCGAAGGACGUGGUCGAUCAGGCUGACGGCCUGGCAGUUGCGGCUGAGAGGUUCUCCAGUCGUCUCCGAGAAGCUAGCAAUCCCAGAUGGAGCGGCAAGCCCACCGUUCCGAUCUCGCCGAAACUAGCUCAUAUGAGGAGCCGGUCGAGACCAAUGGGCACGGUGAGCCGCACACGGCAGACUGCAGCACCCGCUGCCGGUUCACUGCAUAAUAGCUCUCGAGGCGCUGAGACCAGCGCGGCAUCGACGGAUGGGCGAGACCAUGAGGGUGACAAUGGGCCUCGACCGGUCGAGAGUCUUGCUGUUGAGACGGUGAGCUUCAGCAGUCGAUUGCGGGAGAGCAGCGGAACUCGAUGGACUGGCCGGCCCACAAUUCCAUCGUCCCCUCGCUUCAGUCGAGCCAAGGCAUGGAGACAUCCUGGGCUCAAUCAGAGUGCUGUACAGUUUGAGAGGUUCACGAGGCAUCCACUUGGCCCUGGUACUCCCAGCCACUCCCAAGACACGCCAAGGGUUGGUACCACACUGAGAGAGGAGGCCGAGAGGUUCACCAAAAAACUCCGUGAGAAUGUAGCGAGUUGGAAGUGGGCUGGCAGGAUCACUGUGCCGAAGUCCCCGAAUCUCAGCCACAAUCGCGGCGGGUCCCGGGUCAACACCACUUUCUGUAUGGCGGACUCUCGCGCGUUUAACAGCAGCGGACUGGAGACUUCUUUCAAGGCUCGACCGGCUCCCUCUUCAACACGGCGUCCUCACGCUGUCCCCCUCGGCCCAUUGAGAGCCUCGACCAAACCCAAGAGCCCCAAUUUGAGAACUCGAAUUCGAUCCGAGAUCGCACCGAGCCGAAUCGGAGACGACGCCGAGAACGACCGCCAUAAAUUCAUCGCGAGGCCUGUGCCGAGACGAAUCCUCGCAGAAGUUCAAUUCACCGUUGAUCUCGGGCCAGAGAAAGUAACGGUCCCUCAGGGCCCAGAGUUCAACACUCAGAAAAGAUCCCUCGAGCGGAGCAUGCAGAAGAGCUUCAUCUCCAGCGACGAGUCUGCAGUCAGCUCUGCAAAAUAUAAUGACAUUUCUUCUAUCCCCGUCACUGGAGAUGAAGAUGCAACCACGACGAGCGAACUAUCGACGAGUCAUCCGUUGUAGAGUUGAUGAUCAUUUGCACGACGAUGUAUUAAUUCAUGCAUGCGGGGAUGGCAAUUACCGCCAUUAGGCG
This is a messenger RNA of Perkinsus marinus ATCC 50983, 1423 nucleotides long. RefSeq lists its product as hypothetical. Bases 1 to 1353 code for a protein of 450 amino acids. The transcript has 15 exons. Lineage: Eukaryota; Perkinsozoa; Perkinsida; Perkinsidae. The record is from RefSeq and is a predicted model, not a curated record.